CUGAGAAAGCGGAAGGUUUUACAAUGCCAAUGCAUGAAUAGUUAAUAAUACAAGGUAGAAUGUAUUCAUACGUGUAUUUUAAGGUACUAAUGAUGUUAAAUAAAAAGUGAAAAUUGUAUAAAAUACGCGCACGCAACUACAACAAUAUGCAAUGCAUGCGUCCGUCCACAAUCCAUACAUGACUCGAUCCACAUGAUGCACACACGCAUCAGAGUUACAGACCUAGAGAUAAGUAUGUGCUGGCUCAACACUCUCAACAGAGAAGUGAAUGCAUCAUCAGCAGGAGUCCAACAGUUUUGAAAAACAGCUGAUCCCAAAUUCGGAGCUCUGCUGACUCUGCUCUCCUCUCUUAUAUCUCUCUGCAUGGUAAAAGGCAAUAGGUGAGCAAGUGUACAUCUAUCAAACAACUAUAAUUGUCUGGCAAGACGGCCGCCUUCGUCUUGCACACAUGCUGCCGAGUGUCUGCUGUCUCGCCAAAGUGCUUAGAAGUCUACAGUUUUGACAGUUGUCAGAAAUUGGUGAAAGGCAUGAGAUGGAGGAAGAGCCCACUGAUCCACAUGAACAGAAACUUUUUUUUGUGUACAAAAGCUGCCUAGCCAAUGGACAAAGUAAGCUGAGCAAGGAUGGCCUACUGCAUCUCUGCAAUAAACUUGAACUGGACCAAAGUCACAAAGAAGCAAUAUUUGAAUUACUCAAGAUCGAGGAGAGUCAGAGUUUAGUUCCAUUCAUCGAAUUCCGUGAUGCCUUUGUUACCCUACUGGAUGAAUUUCAAAAGACGCCUAUCAAUGGUUUGGAAAAGGAAAUUAACGGUGAAUCAGAUAUUAUUCUUAAAAACGGCACUAUGUGUACCAAGUACAAUCACCAAUUGGAAGAAAAGAAAAAGCCAGAGGCUAAAAAUUGCCAACGAAUUGAGACAGAUGCAAUCAUCAAUUAUCAACGGUUACCGGAGACGUGGACUAAUCAAAAUUCCCCUACAGAGAAUAUAAAUUGUUUUUUAAAUGGAGAUUCAACCCUUUCCAAAAAUGCCAUCCAAAUUAUCUUUGAAAAGUUAGAUACGGAUUGCGACGGCUUAAUCAAUUUAAACGAUUUUUUAAAUUUUUUUGAGAGUUCUAAUAAACUAUUGGAACAUUUUAACGUGACUUGGUCCAGUCAUUUACACAGGGAACAAACAAAGUCAGAUAGUUGUAAGGAUUUCGAACAUAAUCAAACCGGCUCCACUCCAAGAAGUGCCAUUGUAGAACUAUGGGAGGUUGCUGGAGUGACAGAUGCCAGUUCCUUAUUGCUUUCCUUAGGCUUUAACGGCCCUACUGUUAACUUUAUUGACUUAUCAAAUGCCUUAUCUUCCGAGCUUAAGCUUCACCGUGAAGUAUCUCAUGCUGGAAAUGUUGGAAAUUACGUGCGUCUACUGAAAGGAGCACUCAUUCUUUAUCAAGAGGAAGUUCGAAAUUUGAAUUUGUCAAUGGAGCACUUGCGCUGUGAGCGCGACAAACUUCGCUUGGACCUCGGCGAGGCGAACGACCGCGCGAAUCUAUUCGCGCAAGAAAUUGACGAGCAACAGGCUCGAAUGGACAAAUUUCGUGAGAAUCAGCUGCGCCAGCUCGAACAUCGUCAUACCGAGGCACUCAAGAGCCUGAGCGAUCUGCAGCAGCUCGAGCGUGAGAAGAGCACGGGUGUACUCAAGACAUUGGAGGAACAGCUCCAAGCUUUUCAGCUCGAAGAACUGAGGCUCAAGGCUGAACUUGCUAGUUUGCUGAAGGAUCUGAAAGAGUUGGAGAACGAGAAUCAGAGCCAGAGUGAAGAGCUGCGGAAGGUCGAGGAGAGCAACGAACAGUUGAGCUUGCAGGUAUGCGAGCUUGCUGUUGCGCGUGAACAGGUAGAGAGUUUCGAAACGAAGGAGAAUGAGCAGUUCGCGGAGCUCUCGGAUCAUAUCAGACGUCUCCAGACGGAGAUCAAAGUCUUGAGGGAUCACAACGACGAGCUGACGUCCGAGCUAGAGACGAUCAAGCAUCGAGAUAACGAUGCCAAGAGUGUAGUGUCGAGUGUAGAUGUUAGAUCCACGAUAUCGGACGAAAAUGACGGACUUACAAGCAUGCCUAGCGACACGGAAGACGAGGAAAAGCGAUGUUCUGAUCAUUCCAAAAUGAACAAAACUACCAAUGACACAGCGACAAUAACGACACCGCAGGGUAAGCCAUCAUUGGAAAACAGCAGUCAUAGCAGUGCUGGUAGUAUUAAUAAGCUCAGCGAGAUCAUACAGGAGUUCCGUAAUUUUCUUACGAGCGCCAAGUUUUGCGCAGAGUGUGCGAUAUUAAGGACGGAGGUGUCCUCGUUGAUCAGCGAAUUGGAAUUGUAUCAGUCAAGUGUACCGCCAUCGAUAAAAUCAACAGCAGCUCAGACUACUAGGAGACGGAAGCACCUAAAGACUCUAGACGUUGAACUGGAAGCUGAAAAUAGUGGGCGCAGAAACAAAAGUCUUGGAGCCAUCCCUAAAAAUAGAAAAUUGAUGCACAGUAAAAGAAUCUCACGUAGCGCUCAAGCGUUAAAUGAUUUGGAAAAAAGUUUUAAUGAUUUGGCUUUGGGUGGUGAAAAUGAAUCGUCGAAUUGUAACGAUAGGGAUGACAACAGCAUAGCUGAAGAGAUUGAAGAAAAAAGUAAAGAUUUGGACCAGGUGCUCGUUGAAAAGUGGCAACUUAUUGAAAGGUGUGCUGACCUAGAAAAAAGUCUGGAAUUAUUGAGAAAUGAAUACGAAGAGUGUGAAGAUUACUGGGAGAGCAAACUUGAGGAGGAACGUCAACUUUUCGAGCAGGAGCAAAAAAUAAGCGAUGAAAAAUUUGCCGAACUCCUGGUUAAAAUGGGCGAGUACGAGGAACUGUUCUCAACUGAAAACAAACGAGACGGCCGUCUAUCGCCAAUAGAAGAGCGAGCGAUGCUCGAGCAGCAAUAUACAGCACUUGAAGAAGAGUACGAGCGAUGGAAACUUGACGCUCAAGAAGAACUAAAUAGAAAAGAAGAGGAAAUCGAUGAAUUGAAAAUUAAAUUAGCAAAUGGUAAAAGACGACGUGAAUCUUUGAAAGACAACGCUGUACAAUUUCCCGAUGAGCAGAUGAAGAUCGCAUUUCCGGCUCUCUACAACAAUCUUUGCUCAUUACCCAGUGGAUCUAUGGACAACAGCGGAGUGGAUAAGGUCGACGCUACGGUGCCUAUUGAUCAAAAAUUCGAGCCCCCAUCACCGUGUUCCAAGUGCCACAAAACAGCACAUUGUAAUUGCAACUGUGGUGCGAUUAACCAGCAACAAUUACCAGAACAAUCGGCAAGAGAUCAGAAAUCGCGAAGGGGUGAGGGCAGGAAUCGUCAUCACCACCAUCACCAUCAGAAAAGGCCGAAUAUGGAUUACGAGCUAAUGAAUCUUAUAAAACAAAAGGAGAAACUUAAGCAGGAAAUAAUGAGACUGCAAAGUUAUAAAACUAUGAGUACUAAUUACAAUUAUUCUUUCACUAAUCCUGCCGAACAAAGCGUCGUAACAAAUUUGUAUGCAAAGUUGUUUGCUCAAGAGCAAAAGCAUAAGUAUUUACAGUAUUGCCUUACUACUCAGCAAAAAGAAAGCGAACGAGUGAUCCAAGGGAUGUGGAAGCAACACAUCAUGGAAACACAAGAUUUACGUUUUGCCAUAAAACAUAUUGAAGAUAAGCUUAAGCAUCAGAUAAAAAUUAUUAGGGAUCAGAACAAUAAAUUGAUCAAAGCAGAUAUCCAGACGAAGGAAUUGUAUGUGGAAAAUGCGAAAUUGACUGAUACGAUUAAGCGAUUAGAGCAGCACUGCCAGAUUCUAACGCAAAGUCGCAUUGAGUCAACGACAGAAACCUGAUCAAGGAAAAUCAAAUAAUUAUAAUACAUACAAUAUUGUGAAUUAGUUGGUGAGAAAUAGAUCUUAGGGAUCAGAUCGAAUUAGAGGUAAUUGAAAAAUCGAAAAAUAUUUAUUAAACAGAUACGUAUGAUUUAUUUAAAGGUUCGCGUUAAAAAAAUGAACUUAUAGAAUCAUAAAAAAAAAAAAUUAAAUUCCAAUAUCCACGAUAAUUCCUUUGAAAAGUUUGAUUCCAGCAAUACUUAAAUAUUGUAAUAUUUAUUGGUAAGAUGAAUAAUUUAUAAAAAUACAGAAUCCAUAUGUUCGUUUAUUAACGAACAUCAGUUGCCUUAAUAGUUUAAUUUAUCAUAAAUACGUACAUAUAUUUGUAUAUAGAAAUGAACAUUUUAAAAAGAUUAUUUCAAGAGCUAAUAAUGAAUUAUUGCAUAAAAGAAAUAAAUCACAGCUUUAUAUACGUUUAUGCAAAGUAUAGUAAGUAAUAUAUCGCAAUAUGUUACAGAUUUGAAAAUUAAUUUUUUUUAAAUUUGUAUAAAAUAUAUUACGAAUAAUGCUUAUUUGAGCACAACAAAUAAAUGGCUGACAAAACGGUAUAAUGUAUAAAUAAUACGAUUCUACAAGAAUCUGCUAAAAAUUAGCGAUUCCUAAGUCAUAAUAUAAGGCGUAUAAAUUAUUAUUAUUAUUAUUGUUAUUGUUGAAAUUGUAUUUAGCCAUUUUAAAAGAGCUCUAUCAAUACGAACACCAUGAAUGAAUUUAAGCCUCAAAAAUUGAUUUGGAGCUUUAAUUUUUUUGGAAUCAAUCGCAUUUGAAAUUUAAUUUAUUCCAUAAAGCUCGAAAUAUGCAACAAUGAAAUUCACUUUUAAAAAUAAGUAGCACGGCACGAGCGUAUAACUAGCUGUGAUAUGUACGAUAAACGCGUGCUUUAUCAAACUUGCGAGCAAAUUACAUUUUUUUAGCGAGUCUAACUGAAAACUGUCAUUUAGCGUGUAUGCAAAUAAAAAGCGAGAAAAAUGGAACGAUGAUAUUAACUACGAUCAAUUUUAGUAUUACUUUCAGGAUAAUAUCUUUAAGCAUUACAAAAAAGAAAACCUGAGCUUUGAUUGUACCUAAUGUGCGUGUGUGUUUUUUUAGUUUAGUUAAGAGUAUGUUAAGAUGCAAUAGAGUAAUGUGAAACGGGUAUAUAUUUGUAAUUGAAUAAAAUGAAGAGAACCGGUACAGAAAGAACAAACGUGAAGAGUUAUCAUGUAACAUGUAUUUAACGUUUUUCAUAUGAGAUAAAAGAAACAAAUAUUUAUUGUAAACGAUUGUUGUAAAAAUGAAACGAGAUUAAAGUUAGUACACGAGUUGCAGAAUAAGUCAAAACAAAA
Messenger RNA from Copidosoma floridanum, 5223 nucleotides. It is a transcript of the gene Bsg25D, whose product is annotated as blastoderm-specific gene 25D. The record is from RefSeq and is a predicted model, not a curated record. Gene Ontology annotation, biological process: microtubule anchoring at centrosome. Gene Ontology annotation, cellular component: centrosome. Lineage: Eukaryota; Metazoa; Arthropoda; Insecta; Hymenoptera; Encyrtidae. Gene Ontology annotation, molecular function: calcium ion binding.